Osmerus eperlanus (European smelt) is the source of this 2703-nucleotide messenger RNA. It is a transcript of the gene nrros, whose product is annotated as negative regulator of reactive oxygen species. Lineage: Eukaryota; Metazoa; Chordata; Actinopteri; Osmeriformes; Osmeridae. The record is from RefSeq and is a predicted model, not a curated record. The transcript is spliced from 3 exons. Gene Ontology annotation, molecular function: protein binding. Gene Ontology annotation, cellular component: extracellular matrix. Bases 551 to 2581 code for a protein of 676 amino acids.
UCUGAGUGGUUUCCUCUCCAUUGUAUCUCAUGAUCAAAACCUGCAACAGAGCCCUGGUGAGAAGGGUGUGAUAAUAGUACGGUUUUGUGGUUGAUGAGUGAAAAUGCCUUUGCUGCACUAUACAGUAAAGUAAGAAGUAGAUUCCUACAACAGGGGCACUGCCUUGUUUGAGUAAAAGCCCAAAAAAGUUUCUAAUAAAUGCCUUUCUUGACGGGCUACAUAUUAAGUCAUUCAGAUUUUGGCAGGAAGAACACUCAUUUUGGUGUGUCAAAUGACAAAUUAAGACCACAAAAUUUACCAGCUAGUUUCAAAAACUAUUUUGGCCCUGUGCUUGUGGACGCUUCGUGAUCUCAGUUGUCCAUGUGACUUGGUUUCCGUUGCUUGCCUGCCUGCUUCCGCAAAUAGUAAAGUCUCAGUUCAGAGCAUUUGCUUCCACGUAUGAAGAAGCACACAAGCGCCGUCAGCUACGCCGACAGCCAGAGACAUGGUCAGGACCUCACCGGUGGUGACGACGGACACCCACACCUAGCCGCCAGGUGAGGAUGUGAAGAUGGUUGUCUUCCUCCCUCUCCUCCUCCUCCUCCUCCUCUCAGGCCAGCUGGUGCAGACCAGCUCCCAUCCUCACCCUGACUCCUGCAGACUGGUUCAGACGGCAGCUCUCUGUAACCACGGCCAGCUGUCCUCGGUGCCCCUCGGCCUGCCUGGCUUCAUAGAGGAGCUUCAUCUAAACCACAAUCACAUCCAGACGCUGCAGAACGGCCCCAGCUACCCCGCCCUCCACACCCUCAGCUGCCCUGACAACCAGUUAGAAACAGUGGGCUCCAAAUUCUUCUCCCACACACCUCUCAUUGAACACCUCAACUUUGCCGUCAACAACCUUCACGUCGGGUACCAGGAAACCAGCCGCGCGCUGACGACGCUCUCGCAGCUCCGAGUUCUGGAUCUCUCCGAUAACGGCCUGACGGAGGACAUGGCCUCAGUACUCCUCCAGAACCUGACCCGGGUGGAGCACCUGAACCUAUCCAGGAACCUGCUACUGCGGCUGGACGAGCGGUCCUUCAGGGACAUGCACCAGCUCCGGGAGCUGGACUUGCAGAGGAACUCUCUGUUUGAGAUUGACGGGGGCUUCCUCCACAUGCGCAGGCUCCAAAGACUCAACCUGGCCUUUAACUAUCUGCCUUGCCUGCUCAACUUCCAGAUGGUUCAGCUGCUGGUCCUGAACGUCAGCCACAACUCCCUAGAGUGGUUCAUCUCCAACCAGGACCUGGAGGAGACGUUCCAGCUGGAGACCUUAGAUUUGUCGGACAACAGGCUGCUGUUCUUCCCCUUCCUGCCCACCCGCAGCCACCUGCGAAACCUCCACCUCUCCAGGAACAGGCUGAGCUUCUACGAGCACCUGGACAGCAACGCCACCUCCAACUGGACCACCAGCAUUCACUUCUACAAUCUGGGCGGCAACCUGAGCGGCGUGAUGGCACGGCUCUGGUCAGAUGACCUGCACGGGGACAUCUCCUCCCUGGAGCUGCUGGACCUCAGCUGGAACCAGGUCUCCUACCUGCCCCAUGGCUUUGUGGGCAGCAUGCCCAUUCUGACCCGGCUGAAGAUGGGGACCAACUGCUUGGAGGUGCUGGACCUCUCCAGGGAACAGCUUCCAGGGAGUUUAUACGAGCUGGACCUGAGUAACAACCUACUGACGGAUCUUCGUGCCAGCGGGGGUUCUGUGGGAGAGCUGGGUAACCUGACAUACCUGAACCUGAGCCAAAACAGCCUGCAGAGACUCCCCUCCUGGUGGUUCUCCUCCUUGCCCAGCCUGGUGUCUGUGGACCUAAGCAGCAACCCUGUGGGGGUCUGCCCGUCUGGGCACCAGGACGACUCCUCCUGUGUCGUCUGGAGGAACAUUCCCUCCCUGAAGCAGCUGCAACUGGCAGGGUGCCACCUGGGGACACUCCCAGAUUCAGCGUUCUCAGGUACUCCCCUUACACACUUGGAACUGUCCAACAAUCCUGAACUCAUCAUCCAGCCCACAGCCCUACAGGGCUUGAGCAGAACUUUACAGCAUCUGGGUUUAGGGAACACAGGCCUGCGAGACUUUGACUUCUCCCAUUUCCACCAUCUCAAGUCAUUAAACCUUUCAGGAAACUCUCUCACACGGCUCCCAGACUCGUUGCUGAGUCUUCAGUUGACAUGUCUGGAUCUGAGGAACAACAGACUGAGCUCUCUGACCGCCAGCCAGGCUAGCUCGUUAGCCUCCAGCCUCCAGACUGUUCUGCUCAACGGGAACCCGUUCAACUGCUGUCGGUUGGACUGGUACUGGACGUUUGAGAGGACGGAAGCACUCAGGAUGGUUGAUAGCUGGGACGUCACAUGCCAGGACUUUGAUGAGCAGACUCACAGGGUGCAGCUGCUCAGCUCUCCUUCGUGUGAGUCUGAGGGGGAGGAGUCUGUCUUCUGGUACGUGCUGCUCUUCCUGUCCGUCGCUCUCUCACUCGUCGGCAUCUCAGCCCUCUGCCUGCUCACCUUCAGGCCCAGAACACUGCCCAGAGCCAUCAAGAAGAAAUGUUGGAGGCCCACACCUUACUAAGAUAACGAGUCUUUGUCAAAUGCUGUUGUGUGUCAGCCACAUUACAGUGAUGCAUGGCAUUAUAGUGUACCCAUGUAUGAAUUAUUUCCUUGAUUGAUAACAGUGGAGAAAAAAUAAAUAAA